This is a messenger RNA of Linum tenue, 552 nucleotides long. NCBI's taxonomy places the organism in Eukaryota, Viridiplantae, Streptophyta, Magnoliopsida, Malpighiales, Linaceae. The record is from the annotation of a GenBank genome assembly.
AUGGCGCGGCAGGCGGCGGCGCUACGCAACCGGAAGAAGCAACCGUUACUGGCGGAUAAACCGCACCCGAAACCCGCGGCGGCGACCGAGGCGGAGAUGAAGGGAGUGGACGGAAUUAGGGGGAGGAGGCUGGAUAGGACAAACGCGGUACACACGAGGAGGGCAGGGGAGGUUGCCGGAGGCGCGGCGGCGGAGUGCGUGGCGGUGUGCUGCUGCUGCCCCUGCACGCUGAUGAACAUCGUGGUCCUGGCGGUGUACAAGGUCCCCGCGGGGCUGUGCCGGAAGGCGCGGAAGCGGCAGCAGCGGCUGCGGCGGAUGAAGCUGCAGCAGAGCCAGCACGGGCUGCUGGCCCCGACGACGAGCAGCAGCGGCGGCCGGUCCAGGGAGGAGUUGGAGAGGGAGAUCCGGGAGUUGGUGGAACGCGCCGCCGCCGCCGCCGAGGACGUCGGCGGCGCGGAGACGACGGCGGAGGCGGAGGAUUUGGAGAAGGAGAUGUGGGACCGUUUCUACGGGACGGGGUUCUGGAGGAGCCCGUCGCAGAGAGAGAUUUGA